AGAAGGAGAAGGGAGAGAGAAUGAAAUAAAUAAUAAAUAAAUAAAAAAAAAAAAAAAUUCAAAAUAGAAAACAAAAAAUAAAGCUUUCCUUCUCCGUGAAAGCAAGUGAAAUCAAAUUUUAAAUAUUCAUUCUUGUGUCUAUACAUUCUCCGAUUCCCUCGAUACUCGUCCUUUUCUUUCUCGUCGUUAAAUAAAUUGCGAGUGUAAUAGUGGUGAGAUUGCUUCGAGAAGUGACAACUAAAAAAAAAAAAGAAAAGAAAAGAAAAGAAAAGAAAAGAAAAGAAAAAGAAAGAGAAAAAGAGAAGGAAAGAAAAGGGAAGAAAAUGUGAUUGUGUCUUUAAUAAACGUAAACGUUGGAUAAAUUGACAGGAAGGUGUCCAGACAGAGAGAAAAAGGUAGAGCACGGGGUGGAGAAACGCAAAGGCGAGUUCAAUCUAGAAGGAUGUGGAUGCGAUCGAUCGGACAUCGCGUAAAACCAAAUAGUGGAAUGGUAGAUUGAGAUACAUAGAUAGAUAGUGAUAGAUAGACAGACAGACACACACAGAGAGAGAGAGAGAGAGAGAGAGAGAGAGAGAGAGAGAGAGAGAGAGAGAGAGAUAGAGAUAGAGAACCAAUAAGAUUUUCAAGCUCGGUGCGAAGGUCAGCACCUGAGAGAAGCGGAAAAGCGUCACGCGAGCGAAGCGGUGGCGUUUUCGUGCGGCGACAUCGCGUCCCGCCCAUUCGAGAUAGGUCAGACGCAAGGAACGAAGAACCAAGCGGUGGAACAAACGAACGGCAGAAUCAUUGACAUCGCGCUCCUUUUCGUCUUUCCUCUCGCUACACGACGACAGCUUCUCCUUCCUCUCUCCCCGCUCUUACCAUCAUCCUCCUGAGAGUUACGCACGGCGCCUUUCGGAGGAUCAGCAAUCAUCUUCCACUCAUUUACAAAGCUAUCUCUUAACGCCGUUAGAUCAGUCCCGUUGUAAUCAUAUAUUUCUAAAAGAAUCUUUUCUCUCUUAUCGUCGUCUUCGUCAUCGUCAUCGCCGUCGUCGUAUUCGUAUUCGUAUUCGUCGUCGUCGUCGUCGUCGUCGGGAAACAUUGUGAAAAAGUAACUCGAUAGAUCGGCCUCUUUUUCGCCACCACGUGAGGCGACACCCUCCCAUUCGUCGUCGUCGUCGUCGUCGUCGUCGUCGUCGUCAUCGCCGUCGUCGCUGCCUUCGCCUUCUCCUCCUCAUUAGAUAUAAAAUAGGAGAAGAAGACGAAGACGAAGUAAAAGAAGAGAAAUUUAUUUGGAAAAUUUGUCAACACCUUUCAAACUCGUUAGAGAAAAGGAAAAAGAAAGAAAAGAGAAAAAAGAAAAAGGAAAGGGAAAGAAAAAAAGAAAGAAAGAAAGAAAUGAAUUGAUAGUUAGACGUAAAGAGAAAGAUAAGAAGAAGAAGAAGAAGAAGAAAAAAAGAAAAGAGUGAGAAAGUGAUCGAUAGUGCGCGUAAAGAACAACAUCCGGCCGGUAUAUUUCGAGUUUCGGUCUUAUUAAAUAAGUGAGAAAAACGGCGAACCCGAUAGAUAUUCCAAGUUACGUCGGAAGUAAAGGAAUACGUGCACGAGAAUGCUGCGCUGCUGUGGCACUAAACGUCGUUGGACGAAUUCUUGAACAGACAUCGAGAUUACGUGGCCACGAAGGAAGGAAGGAUAUCGUCGUUUGGGUUGCGUCUCGCGUCCUCGUUGUCCUCGGCAACGAACAAGAGUGACACGCGCGAAACGCAAUACCGAUCGGUGCUUUCGCGAAUAUGAGCAUGACUCUUGUUCGGAACACAUACAAAGAUUGCAGCGAGGACGAAGCAGGUGGUGCGGACGUAGCGACGACGGUGACGACGGCAACCGAAGGCUGUACCGCUGAAGCCACGUCGGCCGUACUCGACGAGGAUGGCGGCGGUGGCGGUGGCGGCGGCGGCGGUGGCGGUGGCGGUAGCGGUGGCGGUGGUGGCGGUGGUGUUGAUGGUAGUGGUGGUGGUGGUGGUGGUGGUGGUGGUGGCGGAGGUGGCGAUGAUAACGAGGGAGGAUCGACGGUCAAACGAGGAAAUGGCCAAACUUGUUCCCACUGCGGCAUACUCUUCCGAGACGCGCACGUACUUCAACUUCAUAUCGAGGACGCUCACAAGACGCUUUACUCGGUCGACAAAAAUGAUCCAAACGCUCAAUUUUCCCAAGUUUCAUGCAAAGUAUGUAAUAAGACUUUCGCUAACGUCUAUCGAUUACAAAGGCAUAUGAUCAGCCAUGACGAAAGUGCAGUACUUCGAAAAUUUAAAUGUCCCCACUGUGAGAAAGCUUUCAAAUUUAAACAUCACCUUAAGGAACAUCUUCGUAUACACAGCGGUGAAAAACCAUUUCAAUGUAACAACUGCGGAAAAAGAUUUUCACAUUCUGGCUCUUAUUCAAGUCAUAUGACUUCCAAAAAGUGCUUAAUCGUAAAUUUGAAGAAAUCGAGACAAAGCAGUAUAAGUAAUGUUGAUAAAUGCUCGAAGAAAACCCCAACGCAAUCGGUUCCUGGACGACGUGAAGAUACACUUCUUGCGGCGAACAACAAUACUUUUUUACCGAUACUGCCAAAGCUUUCUCCUUCAGAUUAUCAAGAGAUACGAGAAGGCGGAGGUAUUUACGAUGUACCAAGCCUUCUACCCCAAAUGAUGGGCUUUAGUAGUUACUUCCUUCAAUCCUCAUUGGGAAAGAUAUUAAAUCAACUGCAUUCCAAGCGACUCGAUGAAGUCGCCGAACAAUUCGAAAAUCAUCGAGAAACGAUGAGCCCAUCGACAGCGGAUUCAGAGGGUACGGAAGGUACUGAAGGGAAGGAAUCACCUGCUCCGAUUGAAUCACAGGGCUUGGAUGUUGUACGACGUAUUUUGGAAACUGUCAAUACCUCUGUUACGAAGCAAUUAUUAGAAGCGAAUGUAAAAAAAUUGUCUACCUCACCGGCCACUAUGAAACGAGAAUUCGAAGACGAUUAUCAAGACCAGGAUAGCGAAGUAUCGAGCGAGAUGACCCAUUAUCCUGAUUGGUCAGUAACGGAUCAGUACGACUCACAAAGCGAAGGUUUGGCUGCUAAACUUGAAGAUGCUAAUCAGCCCCAUGGUAUUGUCAGGUUAACUUCCAAGAGGAAAGCCGAGGAUAGUUCCGAGCCGGAUUCCGAUGACGAAGAAGAUGGAAAUCAAACGCAUACAGAAAAUGGUAGGAGAGUGAGGGCGAGGUCAUUGAUAGACGAUGAACAAUUGGCUGUUCUCAAAGGUUAUUACGCUAUUAAUCCUAGACCAAAGAAAGAAGAGAUUAUUAUGAUAGCGAAUUACAUUAAUUUUCCAACUCGUGUCGUCCAGGUUUGGUUUCAAAAUUCUCGUGCCAGAGAUCGCAGAGAAUCGAAGAUACCAGCAUUGUUACCUCUUUCAAAUCCAGCUAAUCAAACUACGAUAGAACAACCUUUGGAUUUAUCAAAGAAAGAUGUCCUUACGAUAUCGCUCGUCAAAGAUGUUGAUACUUCCAACAGAAACGUUUCUUCGCCUUGCGAACAGAAAGAGGAUAAUAAUUCUACUGUUCCAAAUCAAGAUACGGACGAUCUCGAGGAUUCGCCUCUUAUUAUAGACGAAGAAAUUACCGAUUCUAUCGAUACGAAACGUACGCCUUCCACGGUCGACGUCUCGCAAAAGAAUCAAAAUCAUGGGAACGCAAAAAAGGAGAACGAGAAUCCAGUUCAAAUUGAACCGCCUACCACAGCAGAUACUGAACAAGGACUUUAUUUUUGUGAUCGUUGCGACAAGACUUUUUCAAAACAUAGUUCUCUCGCGAGACACAAGUAUGAACAUUCCGGGCAAAGGCCGUACAAAUGCGUGGAGUGUCCAAGAGCGUUCAAGCACAAACAUCAUCUAACUGAACAUAAGCGGUUGCACAGUGGCGAGAAACCAUUUCAGUGCUCUAAGUGCCUCAAACGCUUUUCUCACUCCGGCUCCUACAGCCAACAUAUGAAUCACCGUUACUCUUACUGUAAACCAUACAGAGAGUAAAUUUUCGAGCGUUCUUCGUCCUAUGUCCGCUUCGUUGGCCGAGUACGUACGGUUCUUACUCCAUUCAAACAGAAAAAUCGCAUUUAAAGUUUCUAAUUAAUCAAGUAUUACAUCCAUCGAUGUGUUUCUUUUUUUUUUUAAUAUUUUUUUUUUUUUUAAUUGUUAUUAUUUUUUUUUCUCUUCAAUCAAAUCAACGCGAAGAAAGGAAAGCCAUUGUGCUACGUUUCCUUUCGUUUAUUUUGAUUUUUGUUUUGCCAAAUCAUUUUUAAUAUUUCACGAGAAACUCUUAUUCUCGUAUUCCUGUAUUCGUUGUAAUCGUGCCACGAGGAGAGAACGAUACCAACCCUUGUUUGGGUUGGAUCGUUAUGUACUUGAGCUUUUCCAAGUUCUCAGCAAAAUCGUUCGAUACGCAACCAAAUUUAAUGAUAUAUAGGGAAAAAUUGCCAAUGAAUGUGCGUAUCGGCGAAUACGCUAAAUAAGAUAACGUAACGGUACCAAAAAUGCAUAAUGCAAUAAUCUCUCUCUAUACACAUAACACAUACACAUACACAUAUACGCACAUAAAGGUGUAUGUAUGUGUAUAUAUAUA
Vespa mandarinia (Asian giant hornet) is the source of this 4614-nucleotide messenger RNA. RefSeq names its product Zn finger homeodomain 1 (gene zfh1). Gene Ontology annotation, molecular function: DNA-binding transcription factor activity, RNA polymerase II-specific; RNA polymerase II cis-regulatory region sequence-specific DNA binding. The record is from RefSeq and is a predicted model, not a curated record. Gene Ontology annotation, biological process: anatomical structure development; regulation of transcription by RNA polymerase II. Lineage: Eukaryota; Metazoa; Arthropoda; Insecta; Hymenoptera; Vespidae.